Arabidopsis thaliana (thale cress) is the source of this 1112-nucleotide messenger RNA. Its product is annotated as phosphatidylinositol-glycan biosynthesis class X-like protein. Lineage: Eukaryota; Viridiplantae; Streptophyta; Magnoliopsida; Brassicales; Brassicaceae. The record is from RefSeq and is marked reviewed. The transcript has 5 exons. Bases 107 to 1084 code for a protein of 325 amino acids. Gene Ontology annotation, biological process: GPI anchor biosynthetic process. Gene Ontology annotation, cellular component: endoplasmic reticulum membrane.
ACAAACAAACGAAAACUAAACGACGUCGUUAAAUAUUAAAAAAAAACGGAAACGAGAUUUACUAGUUUGGAUUUUAAUGGGCUCAACAGGCCCAUACUAAACCAGUAUGGGCUUCUUUCGUGCUGCAACUCAUCCAGAUGAUCUCCGGCGACGAGUACCUUCGCCGGCAAUAAUGCUAAAAUCAAUGGGUAGCCAACGACGAAGAUCGGUGAUAGCUUUGAUUUUCAUCUGCUGCGCCAUUUCUUCUACCUCAUCUGAUCAGGUUGGAACAAAUUAUAGAGAUUCUCAUGAAUUUUUCGAUUCCGAUACAAUCUGUAUCUCUGAUCAAUACAUUAUGGAGUCUUAUUUCACUACAUACACUUCCUUAGACGACUCAGAGUUUCGAAACUUCUUGCUUCUUCAACAAUGUUCUGACAAAGUUCCUACUCAAGAUUCAAACAUUGUUCCUGCAACUUCAUUUAUACAACAUAGAAACAUUACUGGUGAAGGUUCACAUCGUAAUCUCAUCACAUCCAUCAAGCUUCUUCUUCAUCACUCAGAGUCUCAGUUUCGUGAGCUCGUGAUCGUUGAACGGUUGCCUUUGGGUGUUUUUGCUGAUCCUUUUGAGCUUCAGAGUCUUCAACAACGCAGAGCUUUCAGUGACGUAUCUGUGUUUGGUGACACAAAUCUUGAGCUGCCUUCGUUUAGAUCGAACAGAUCCGUCGUUGAGAUUCAUGUUGAAAUCAGCUCUAGAAAUUAUGAAAAUGGUGAAAUAAGCUUUAAGCUUCCUUUACAUGCUCGGUAUCAGCCUCUGGACGACAGUGGAUACUCUAGAGUGGAGUUUGGCGAGCCAGACUUGUUCUUGUGCUCGAGCCAUGUACAAAACCAGCGACGUGAACGGAGGAGAUGUUUGGUUUUGUCGAUUGGCAGAUCGAAGACUGAAACCAGGUCUGUUUUCUGGGAUAUCCCUGCCGGAAUCAGGGGUCAUACAGAGUAUGUUUCCGCCUUGACAUUCGCCGCUGCGGUUUUUUCUGCAUUUUCAAUACUCGUGGCAUCGGUUUUGAGCUCAAAGGGUGAAUCUUGUAAAAACUUGAAGCAGUCAUGACUCUGCUUUUGGUUUCAAACUUCUUUGU